Anopheles funestus (African malaria mosquito) is the source of this 1145-nucleotide messenger RNA. RefSeq names its product protein BCCIP homolog. The transcript is spliced from 3 exons. The record is from RefSeq and is a predicted model, not a curated record. NCBI's taxonomy places the organism in Eukaryota, Metazoa, Arthropoda, Insecta, Diptera, Culicidae. Gene Ontology annotation, cellular component: nucleus. Bases 109 to 1014 code for a protein of 301 amino acids.
GUUUUCCGGCAACAUUUUUUCUCCGGCAAAUCAGCGCUCGCACGCGUUUUGUGCAACAAUUGUAAAUAAAGUGAAUUUGCUCAUAUUAUCCAUCCUAAAGUUGUGAAAAUGACCAGCAAAAAGUUAAAAGUUGAAGCCGACGAUGAUGAGGAACAUCGUAUGGAAGCGAAAAGUGGUAGCGAUGAUUCGAGCGACGAGGAAAACGACGAAGCAUACGAGGGCGAUGAAGGCAUUACAGUUGAUUUCGAAGGACGUAAUCCCAUCGAUCCAGAUUUGGAUGGCAUUAAGCAGCUUUUGGGACAGCUCUUUGUAAAAGCGCACAUCGAUCUGACCGAACUGGCUGGAGUUGUUGUGGCUCAAAACUAUGUCGGCAGUGUGCUGAAGCAAGCGUACAAUGAUGCUGACGACGAUGAGGAAGACGAAGACACUGAUAUGGGUGAUCCCUGCCAGGUGGUGUUCGGUGUAACAACGGUAAUCAAUCUAGCCAACAAGCAGGAGGUUGCCUCCGUUCGUCAGCUGAAGAAAAUGAUCUUCGAAAAGGCGGAAAAAUAUGCGACCGACCUGGUCAUACAGCAGUUCCGUGACGCGCUUGAAAGUGGUUCCAAAACGACGGGACUGUUGUUAAACGAACGUUUCAUCAACAUUCCGGCUGCAGUUUGUGUGCCGAUGUGCGAAAACCUUCUCUCGGAAAUGGAACGAGCACGCACGAAGGGUAUGCCAUUCACGUUCGACUACUACCUAAUGUUCGUCAAGUACUAUCAACAAGCGGCCGAUGGCGAUAAACCCGCCGAGGUACUGUACAGCAACGAUGAGGAAGAAUACUUCAUCAAGGAUUCGUGCGCAAGCUUCGACUAUUCCGUGCAGAAGGAAACAACAACUGCCCUCGCGGGUCAAUGGCAGAAAAAGGACGCCGAGCUGCAACCAUUCCGUAAAGUGCUUCUGAUCGAAGCGAGCAAAUUGCCAUCCAUCGUUUCGUCUAUCAAGAAUCUGGUAUCGUCGGUCACUAACAAGUAAUUCAGAGUGUUUUAUUUUCUUUUCCGCAAUGCGUAAGUGUGUCUAAUCUUGCUGUAUUUUUCCUGCUACAUGAUUAAAUAAACUAAAGUUCCUCGCUUAUGGGACGAUGGUAUCGUACCGGCGGAUCCGUA